Molecule: messenger RNA, 1613 nt
Organism: Leptopilina boulardi
Lineage: Eukaryota; Metazoa; Arthropoda; Insecta; Hymenoptera; Figitidae
Gene: Surf4
Product: surfeit locus protein 4 homolog
Exons: 3
Coding region: 116-928 (270 amino acids)
Biological process (GO): Golgi organization
Cellular component (GO): membrane; endoplasmic reticulum; endoplasmic reticulum-Golgi intermediate compartment
Source: RefSeq, a predicted model, not a curated record
AAAAAUCUUCUGAUAAAAUAUCUUUUUGUGAGUAUUCGUAUGCGCGAAGCCGGAGUGACACGUGAGUGUGUGUAUAUGAGUGCAUGGAGUUUUGGUUUUUCAAAUAUAAAGCACGAUGAUCCAGCAGCAGGAGGUACUUUCUAAAGCUGAGGAUAUUGCCGAUCAGGUAAUUCGCAAUGGGAAGUACAUUUUGCCGACAAUGGCAAGAAUUUGCCUAAUAGCAACAUUUUUAGAGGAUGGAUUACGAAUGUGGUUUCAAUGGAACGAACAAAGGGAAUAUAUGGACAUGUCGUGGGGUUGUGGCAAAUUUUUGGCAACAAUAUUUGUCCUUGUUAAUUUAAUUGGCCAAUUGGGAGGUUGUGUUAUGGUUAUUGGACGUUUUAAAGUGAGCAUCGCUUGUGGUGUACUAUUCUUUAUUGUUGUCCUACAAACAUUUGCCUACAGCAUUCUUUGGGAUAUGCAUUUCUUAUUUAGAAAUUUGGCAUUAAUUGGCGCACUACUACUAGUUUUAGCUGAAUCACGUGAAGAAGGACGUUCAUUAUUUGCCGGUGUUCCAACACUUGGUGAAAAUAAACCGAAAAAUUUCUUACAAUUGGCUGGAAGAAUUCUUUUGGCAUUUAUGUUUAUAACAUUAAUACGUUUUGAAAUUGCAUUUAUGCAAAUAUUCUUGGAUAUUGUUGGCAGUAUACUUAUGUUAUUAGUGUGUAUUGGAUAUAAAACGAAACUGAGUGCAUUAUUACUCGUUUUACUUCUAUCAUGUCUUAAUUUCUAUCACAAUGCAUGGUGGACAAUUCCUGACUAUAAACCAUUAAGAGAUUUUCUUAAAUAUGACUUCUUCCAGACUUUAUCAGUGGUUGGAGGUUUAUUGAUGAUAGUAUCAUUAGGACCAGGUGGUGUAUCAAUGGACGAACAUAAAAAGAAAUAUUAAAUCAAUGAAAAGGAAAAUCAAAAUCAUCAUUCAUUGAAUCAUCUUCCAUCUUUUAAUUUUUUUUUUCAAAAAAAAAAUUCUCGUCCAUAAUGCUUAUGGCAGCAUUGAUAAUUUUGUGGAUGGAAAAAAUGAAAAUGUUGCGCAUAAGUACGUUAAUUUAGAUUAUAUUAUAUUUUUUAGUGAAAUGGAUGAAAAAAAAAACGAGUGGAAAAAAAGAAAUUGAUAGAAAAAAAAAUAUUGAAACGUAGUGUUUAUUAAAUACUACUUAUACAAAAAAUAAAUGCCUUAAGUACAGCAUUUUAAGACGUAUUUACAGAGAGCGAGAGAGAGAGAGAGAGAGAGUUACAAAGCGACAUACGAAGACUAAUUUAUAUAAUUAUGAAAUAAUUCGCAUUGUACAUAUAUGGCAGUACUUUUAUUACAAAAAAAAAAAAAGAAAUAUUUUUCUCGGUGUUUUUAAUUACUUGUAACUUUUUAGCUUCUUAUUUUGUUUAUAGCAUUAGUUCCAUGCUUUUGUAUAAAUAAGGGUCGUUUUUUAAUUUGCGAAACAAUCAAAUUCUUCCAUAUUUGCGAAGUGUAACUGUCACUUUUUUUUUUUUUUUUAAUCUUUUUUAAAUGAUAAUUUCAAAUUAGAUUAAUUAUUAUCGUUGAAGUGACUGUAAAUAAAAUGUUCAAUUUCAACUUU